Messenger RNA from Aethina tumida (small hive beetle), 1666 nucleotides. RefSeq names its product UDP-glycosyltransferase UGT5-like. Bases 96 to 1529 code for a protein of 477 amino acids. The record is from RefSeq and is a predicted model, not a curated record. NCBI's taxonomy places the organism in Eukaryota, Metazoa, Arthropoda, Insecta, Coleoptera, Nitidulidae. Gene Ontology annotation, molecular function: UDP-glycosyltransferase activity. The transcript is spliced from 5 exons.
UGACGCGACUAUUAUUAUUAUUGUUGUUGCUGGUCCAUUUCGUCUACAGUGCGAACAUAUUUUUUUACAGCUCAUUGUGUUCCAAAAGUCAUAGCAUGUGGAACUAUGCUUUGAUUACAGCAUUAAAUGCCAAAGGACAUAAUGUAACAUUUUUUGAUGCAUUUUCAAAAAAUAAACCCGAAACUGAUUUGUAUCAUCCUGUUGAUUAUGAAUAUUUUGCAUUAACAGGAGAUCCUGAAGACUUUCCGGAACAAAGCUUUAUUGCCCAAAUAUCUUACUAUUUGUUAGCCACAGAAGAAAUUUGUAAUGUAAUCUACAAAUCAAAAAACCUGGACUCCAUCCUGUUUGAAAAAGACAAAUACAAAUUCGACCUCGUCAUUACCGAUAUGACAAUUUAUCCAUGUGCAGUAGCCCCACUUCACGCUUUUCCCGGAAUCCCGGUUGUGGGGGUGACACCGUUUUUGUUACCACCCUCGUUUUCGCACAUGUUGGGCAACAACUUACAACCCGCGUAUAUUCCCCAAUUCUUCUCCGGCUUCACUGAAAACAUGAGUUUUAUGGAGAGGGUUUAUAAUUUUUAUAUUACUUAUGCUAAUGAAGUGGCACAAUAUUUCUCUGAGAGAAGGUUCGAGGAACAGGCCAUAAAGAAGUACGGCUCAGAACAUGCCCCGUACAUGAAGCAGGGCGACAGGAUUUCCUUGUUGUUGGCCAACACCAAUCCGUUGUUGGAUUAUCCUCAGCCUUUGCCUCCGAAUAUCAUUCCAGUUGGAGGACUCCAAGCCAAGCCCGCAAAACAACUUCCUCAGGAUUUGCAAAAGAUUUUGGACGAAUCAAAAAAUGGAGUAAUAGUAUUUUCAUUGGGCACAAACAUGAGAUCCGAUAAAAUGACACCUGAAAGAAGACAAACUCUUUUGGACGCAUUCAAACAACUAAAACAAACCGUCCUGUGGAAAUAUGAAAGUGACAUUGUGGACUUGCCCAAAAAUGUCAUCGUACGUAAGUGGCUACCUCAAAACGACGUAAUUGCCCACCCAAAUGUGGUUUUGUUCAUUGGACAUGGAGGUGCUUUAAGCACCCAUGAGGCAUUGUACCACGGGGUCCCAGUCAUAGGAAUACCAUUCUUCUUCGACCAAAUCAUCAAUGUUAAAGCUUUGCAGGAAAAACAACGCGGUGCUUUACUGGUAUACAAAUCGAUGACUACCAAACAAAUCGUAGACACUAUUCGAGAAGUCAUUAAUAAUCCCAUUUACAAGAAGAACGUUAAGGAUGUUUCAGAAAGAUUUAGAAGUCUACCAUUACAGCCACUGGAUGCGGCAGUACAUUGGGUGGAAUACUCUUUAAAACACAAUGGAACAUCUUUCUUAAAUCUGAAAUCUCGACACAUGAGCUUUUUACAAUACACCUGCUUAGACAUAGUUUUGUUUUUAGUUGGUAUUGUAUUUGCAUUUUGCUGUAUUGUUACGUUUUCUGUACGAAAAUUUUUAAAUUUUUUAUGCCAUAAAUCCUCACAAAAAAAGAAAAAUGAUUAACAAUUAACAAGUGAAUAUUAAACAAUUUAAUGCAAAUUAUAUGUGGAUGAAAUGUAUUAAAAGAAAUUUGAGUUGUUUUUCCUAUUUAAUCUCAACAUCUCAAACAUCCAUGUCCAAAUAAAAAUAUUUUAAUUAUA